This is a messenger RNA of Oncorhynchus nerka (sockeye salmon), 1591 nucleotides long. RefSeq names its product synaptonemal complex central element protein 3 (gene syce3). The transcript has 3 exons. NCBI's taxonomy places the organism in Eukaryota, Metazoa, Chordata, Actinopteri, Salmoniformes, Salmonidae. The record is from RefSeq and is a predicted model, not a curated record. Gene Ontology annotation, biological process: synaptonemal complex assembly; spermatogenesis; reciprocal meiotic recombination. The coding region runs from base 614 to 895 and encodes 93 amino acids.
AGUGCAAUCAAUUAGCAUAAUUUCUCAGAGAUCAAAUUAUAUUUAAACAAAAUCAUGCUUCAAGGAAUGCUAAUCCUAACUACAGAAAUAAUUUCCGAACAAUCUGAGAUUGCGGGGUCGAAAUCCUCUUUUUUGUGUUUUUUGAGGUGGAACAACCAGUAUAUUAUUGAAUAUAAGGAAUUUUUGUUGGGCGAUCCACUUUCAAAUGCUUAUCAAUUAAUGGGCCAUUGACUCCAGCACAUGACAGGCUGGGUUCGAUUUGUCCCUGGGAAAUUCCAUGGUAACAGAAUUAUGCUGAGACUCAUUUAUCACUUUGAAUUGUAUACCAAACAAAAACCAUUGCUUUGAAAGUUUAACAAACCACAUAACUAUGCAAAAGGACUACUUUUAACAAUUUCCACAGAAUAAAAUUCGAGGGAGAUUUUAUAGCAGAUCUGUUACCAAAGUUUUCAUAUCUGCAGUUUUCCCAGUAAAUAUGUUUUUACUAAGUAAAUUGUUCGAAGUAAUAAUGUAUUUAUUGGCAUGACGAUCCGCAAAUGUGUUCCUCGGUGCGCGCGCAAUGUUUGCUAACAAACAACCAAGACAAAAGGAAGAGACUCCUAGCUAGAGCAUUAUGGCCGCUUCUCCUUCAUCCUGCGACCAUCAAGAGGACUGGGGCGAAGAGAUGAUGGAGUUGAACAAGGAUUUAGAGAGAAUGAUUGAAGACGUGGAAAAUAUAUCAGUACAGCUGACGUGGAUGGCCUAUGACAUGGUGGUGCAGCGAACCAGUCCUGAUCUGGGGGACUCCAUUCGUCGGCUGGAGGAAGAGUUUCUCCGCUGCAGGGCUGUCAUCUGUGACUCCCCUGGGGAACAGGAGCCGAACCAGGGGCAGGGAAAGGACCAGGGGAUGGGAUAGGAACCGGGACAGGGGCUGAACCAGGGGCAGGGAAAGGACCAGGAGAUGGGAUAGGAACUGGGACAGGGGCUGAACCAGGGGCAGGGAAAGGACCAGGAGAUGGGAUAGGAACCGGGACAGGGGCUGAACCAGGGGCAGGGAAAGGACCAGGAGAUGGGAUAGGAACCGGGACAGGGGCUGAACCAGGGGCAGGGAAAGGACCAGGAGAUGGGAUAGGAACUGGGACAGGGGCUGAACCAGGGGCAGGGAAAGGACCAGGAGAUGGGUUAGGAACUGGGACAGGGGCUGAACCAGGGGCAGGGAAAGGACCAGGAGAUGGGAUAGGAACCGGGACAGGGGCUGAACCAGGGGCAGGGAAAGGACCAGGAGAUGGGAUAGGAACUGGGACAGGGGCAGGGAAAGGACCAGAGGAUGGGAUAGGAACUGGGACAGGGGCUGAACCAGGGGCAGGAAAAGGACCAGGGGAUGGAAUAGGAACUGGGACAGAGGCUGAACCAGGGGCAGGGAAAGGACCAGGAGAUGGGAUAGGAACCGGGACAGGGGCUGAACCAGGGGCAGGGAAAGGACCAGGAGAUGGGAUAGGAACUGGGACAGGGGCAGGGAAAGGACCAGAGGAUGGGAUAGGAACUGGGACAGGGGCAGGAAAAGGACCAGGGGAUGGAAUAGGAACUGGGACAGGGGCUGAACCAGGGGCAG